GCCAGUUGAUGGUGACUUCCCAUCCUUUCCCACCCAGAUUCAUACUAUCGGCCCCGUCAACGACGACAAGCAAUGGCCUCGGGUACAUGCCAGUAGCUAUCUGUAAGGGAUAGCCCAUAAUAAGGAUUGGAAGCACUAUCAACCAUGCCAGAGUCCUCCAGCUUCGUUCCAACCUUCACCCAGGGUUUCAUCCUGGGACAGCUCACCUUAGCCGUGAUUAUCUUCGCGUUCAUCAAAUUCUUCAUCUUUGGAGAACCAUCCACAUCCGACAGCUUGCGACCAUCCCAUCGACCAUAUUCCUCCUCACAUUCGCGGACAUAUUCUCGAUCUGCCUCUGGAGGGGCGAACAAUACAUUGCGACACCGGCCGUCCACCACCUUUUCAACCCUACCCCCCAGCACCCCAUUAAUCCUCUCCAAAACGUAUUACAAUACGGCCUCUCACCCCCCAGAAUCGCUAGACUGGUUCAACGUCCUCGUUGCGCAGACGCUCGCACAGCUCCGUGCGGAUGCCCUUCAUGAAGGCGCUAUUGUUCGCAGUUUGGAGUCCGUGCUAAAUGGACCAUUGAAACCCAGCUGGGUCGGCGAUAUGCGGAUCACCGAAAUCGCCCUGGGCGAGGAAUUCCCCAUCUUCAGCAACUGUCGAGUGAUUCCGGUGGAGGAGGGCGAGAAUGGCCAUGUCGGAAUGGGGGUUAGCGCCGGCGAGGGGGCCAGAUUGCAGGCGCAGAUGGACGUGGACUUGGGCGAUGUGAUCACGCUUGGAGUAGAGACGACCGUGAGGUUGAACUAUCCAAAGCCCCUGAUUGCAGUCCUUCCAGUGGCGCUGGCCGUAUCUGUAGUGAGAUUCAGCGGGACGCUCUCUUUAUCACUUCCCUCGUCACCAACGCGGAACUCUACCGCGUUGACGUUCACCUUCCAUCCCAACUACACCCUUGCUCUUCGGACGUCUUCACUAGUUGGCUCUCGCGCUCGAUUGACGAACCUGCCAAAGCUGGCAGAGCUUAUCGAGGCCCAGGUGCGGCGAUGGUUCGAAGACCGCGUCGUCAGCCCACGGUUCCAACAGGUCGCGCUCCCGAGUCUCUGGCCCCGGAUGCGCAAUGCUAGGGGCGGCGAGCCUGACGACAGCGAUGACAGACAGUCGACAGCUCCCGAGGAGACGGCUCGCGAAAGCCGAAGCGACAGCAAGAUGCGUGGCCGAGAUCGAAGCAGAGGUCACAGGAGACCCUCAACCGCCCAAGGCGAGAACCACGCUGCCCCUGACCACGACCAUCUAAGGACAAGCAGUUCCGCCCGGGACCCCAAUGCCGACGACAUCGAGCACCGCGCGCCCGACGAGGGUCUCCGUCUCCGCGACUCGGAGGCUCGAAGCCGUGACGCUGACGAGGGUUUGCGGUUCCGAAGUGCGGGUUCUCGCAGCCGCGAAUCGGAGAUGCGGGCCACCACGGAUGGAUUUAAAAUCCCGGGUAGCAUGCCGGGAGGACUUGUUGGAUGA
Messenger RNA from Eremomyces bilateralis CBS 781.70, 1491 nucleotides. RefSeq lists its product as uncharacterized. The transcript has 3 exons. The record is from RefSeq and is a predicted model, not a curated record. Gene Ontology annotation, molecular function: lipid binding. Gene Ontology annotation, cellular component: endoplasmic reticulum; ERMES complex. NCBI's taxonomy places the organism in Eukaryota, Fungi, Ascomycota, Dothideomycetes, Eremomycetales, Eremomycetaceae. Gene Ontology annotation, biological process: mitochondrion organization; phospholipid transport. Bases 145 to 1491 code for a protein of 448 amino acids.